AUGUCAUCGUCCGGUAAAGACAACAGCGGUGCCCCACACGCCAAUUACGUGGGACCUUACCGUUUGGAGAAGACGCUCGGGAAAGGACAGACAGGGUUGGUCAAGCUGGGAGUCCACUGUGUAACAUGCCAGAAAGUCGCCAUAAAGAUCGUCAACCGUGAGAAACUCAGCGAGUCAGUACUAAUGAAGGUGGAGCGAGAAAUAGCUAUUCUGAAGCUCAUAGAACACCCGCAUGUUUUAAAGCUACAUGACGUCUACGAAAAUAAAAAAUACUUGUACCUUGUGCUAGAACAUGUGUCUGGUGGUGAACUGUUUGACUACUUGGUGAAGAAAGGCAGGUUAACGCCUAAAGAGGCCCGGAAAUUCUUCAGACAGAUCAUGUCUGCCCUGGACUUCUGCCACAGUCAUUCCAUAUGCCACAGGGAUCUAAAGCCAGAGAACCUGUUGCUAGAUGAAAAGAACAACAUCAGGAUAGCAGACUUUGGCAUGGCAUCGCUUCAGGUUGGAGACAGUCUGUUGGAAACCAGCUGUGGAUCCCCGCACUACGCAUGUCCGGAGGUCAUCAGGGGAGAGAAGUAUGACGGGAGGAAAGCAGACGUCUGGAGCUGUGGGGUCAUUCUUUUUGCUCUCUUGGUGGGCGCCCUGCCGUUUGAUGACGACAACUUAAGGAAUCUUCUGGAGAAAGUGAAGUUGGGAGUGUUUCACAUGCCACACUUCAUCCCUCCAGACUGUCAGAACCUCCUCCGCGGCAUGAUCGAAGUGGACGCCUCAAAAAGACUAACGUUAGAACAGAUCCAGAAGCACACGUGGUACAUAGGGGGCAAAAACGAACCAGAGCCAGAGCAGCCUGUGCCCAGGAAGGUGACCAUCCGCAGCCUGCCCUCCGCGGACGACAUCGACCCAGACGUACUGGACAGCAUGCACUCUCUGGGCUGCUUCAGGGACAAAAACAAACUACUGAAAGACCUGCUCUCAGACGACGACAACCAGGAGAAGAUGAUCUACUUUCUCUUAUUGGACCGUAAAGAGAGGUACCCCAGUCAGGAGGACCAGAACCUUCCCCCUCGCAAUGAGAUUGAUCCGCCGAGGAAGCGGGUGGAUUCCCCCAUGUUGAACCGUCACGGCAAGAGGAGACCGGAGAGGAAGUCCAUGGAGGUCCUCAGUGUCACGGACGGAGGCUCGCCGGUGCCGGCCAGGAGGGCCAUCGACAUGACGCAGCACGGACAAAGGUCGCGGUCUAUCAGUGGAGCCUCCUCUGGCCUCUCCACCAGCCCCCUCAGCAGCCCACGGGUUACCCCUCACCCCUCCCCUCGAGGCAGCCCCCUCCCCACCCCAAAGGGCACCCCAGUGCACACUCCAAAGGACAGCCCGGCUGGGACGCCCACCCCGACGCCGCCCCCGAGCCCCUCCAUCGGAGGCAUGCCUUGGAGGACGCGCCUCAACUCCAUCAAGAACAGCUUCCUGGGCUCGCCACGCUUCCACCGCAGGAAACUCCAAGUUCCUACACAAGAGGAGAUGUCCAGCCUCACACCAGAGUCUUCCCCAGAACUUGCCAAAAAAUCCUGGUUUGGUAACUUCAUCAACCUGGAAAAAGAGGAGCAGAUCUUCAUCGUCAUCAAAGACAAGCCUCUCAGCUCCAUCAAGGCCGACAUCGUUCAAGCCUUUCUGUCGAUUCCCAGCCUGAGCCACAGUGUGAUCUCUCAGACCAGUUUCCGAGCAGAGUACAAAUCCACAGCCGGCCCCACAGUCUUCCAGAAGCCGGUGAAAUUUCAGGUGGACAUCACCUACACGGAGAGCACAGCUGCCACCAAGGAGAACGGCAUCUACUCUGUCACCUUCACCCUGCUCUCAGGACCCAGCCGGCGCUUCAAGCGAGUAGUGGAGACGAUUCAGAGCCAAUUGUUAAGCACACACGACCAGCCUGGAGUCCAACAGCUGUCCGGCAGCCCAUUGAGUAACUUCUUUGACGUAAUUAAACAACUUUUUUCAGACGAGAAGAACGGACAGGUGCCCUACCCCUCUGGCACGCCCUCCAAGCACUGCCCCCCGCCCAUGCACGUCCGGAGGCAUGAGCCGGAAAAUAAUGACACCAAAUACCCCGCCGCGGGCCGAGACAGAGCCAAGUUGUCGGUGGCAUCUGUGGGGACGCAGGAGGAGUCUUAG
Stegastes partitus (bicolor damselfish) is the source of this 2163-nucleotide messenger RNA. It is a transcript of the gene brsk2b, whose product is annotated as BR serine/threonine kinase 2b. Gene Ontology annotation, cellular component: cytoplasm. Gene Ontology annotation, molecular function: protein serine/threonine kinase activity; ATP binding. The record is from RefSeq and is a predicted model, not a curated record. NCBI's taxonomy places the organism in Eukaryota, Metazoa, Chordata, Actinopteri, Pomacentridae. The coding region runs from base 1 to 2163 and encodes 720 amino acids. Gene Ontology annotation, biological process: protein phosphorylation; intracellular signal transduction. The transcript is spliced from 19 exons.